GUUUUUUGUUUUUUUAGCUGUUUUCUUUAAUUGGGUUUCUUCUUUUGAUGCAGGAGAGUGAGAGGUGGUAAUGGUUGCAAGGUUGGAGAUGACAAUGGCAGCUUGAUGCUGAUGUGGGAAGAUGGAUUCUGCCGAGGGAGAGUUGCAGAUUGUUUGGAAGAGAUUGAUGGAGAAGAUCCAGUGAGGAAGGCAUUCAGCAAAAUGUCCAUUCAGUUAUAUAAUUAUGGAGAAGGGUGGGUACUGGGUUAAUGGGAAAGGUUGCAUCAGAUAAGUGCCAUAAAUGGGUGUUCAAAGAACCAACAGAAUGUGAACCCAACAUCUCCAAUUAUUGGCAGAGUUCUUUUGAUGCUCUUCCUCCUGAAUGGACUGAUCAAUUUGAGUCAGGCAUUCAGACUAUUGCUGUGAUCCAAGCUGGCCAUGGUCUUCUGCAGUUAGGCUCCUGCAAGAUUAUACCUGAAGACCUUCAUUUUGUGCUAAGAAUGAGGCAUACCUUUGAAUCUCUUGGCUAUCAAUCUGGUUUCUAUCUCUCUCAGUUGUUUUCUUCGAACAGAAAUAAUACCUCCUCAUCUACAAUUCCUUCGAAGCAGUCUGCCAUUCCGACACGGCCCCCACCUCCACUUUUCAACUGGAGCCAGAGGCCGCUUCCCCCAGCGACACCAAUGCUCGCUUCACCUAAUUUUCAGAACCCAGCUAGACUUGGAUUUCCACAAGCCAAAGAUGAGACACACAUGUUUAUCCUGCCUCAUUCAUCUGAAACCCGAAUGGAAGAUAUGAUGGGAGAACAUGAAAAUGACAUCAAAUGGCCUAAUGGCUUGACUUUCUUCAAUGCUCUCACUGGACGAACUGAAGAUGCCAAGCUCUUGUUUAACCCUGACAGCUUAGGCAACAAACCGGACCAAAACCACCAUCCGCUGAUUCUUGAAGGAAAAGAUUCUAAUCAAAAUUCAGAUGCCGGUGCAAACCCCAAUGAGUACUUGAGCUUGGAUAGUCAUCCAGAGAAUAUGAGGAAGAUGGAAAACAAGUUUAAGAGGAGCUUUACAUUACCUGCAAGAAUGGCUUCAUCUUCAUCUUCAACUUCAGUAGAUCAUCAUCAGCACCAACCCGUGGAGUAUAGGAACUCUGAGGCAGGGAUGUAUACCGAUGUCAUGGAAACCUUCUUGGAAUGAAAUUUACAAGGGUCUGUAAUAGAGGGACAAAUGGUUGAGAAUUUGUAUUUAGGCACAAAGGGUUGUGUUCCUUAGUUGCUGAAAUUCCUGUGUGUUUUGAUGUCCUUUCUACAUCCUUCUCUUUAAUCCAUUCAACUGAACUUUCUAAUCAUUUGUUGUAGUUUAUCCUAAUGUAAGUUUUCCUCCCUUUAGGUUUGCGUGGAAUAUCGGCCUUGGAAUUUUGAAGUAGUC
Messenger RNA from Theobroma cacao (cacao), 1397 nucleotides. Its product is annotated as protein RICE SALT SENSITIVE 3. The record is from RefSeq and is a predicted model, not a curated record. NCBI's taxonomy places the organism in Eukaryota, Viridiplantae, Streptophyta, Magnoliopsida, Malvales, Malvaceae.